AUGGAUCCACUUUCGGGUGCAGCAAGUGUUAUCGCAGUUAUCCAAUUAACCGGAGCUAUCUUACAAAUAUGUGGAAGAUAUCUCAAUAACGUCAAGAGCGCGAAGCAGGAUAUUCAGCGUUUCCAAGAGAAGGUCGCCGCCCUUUUACAAGUCCUCCACUCUCUCGAUGAGCUGAUCCGUGGAACUGAUGGCAACAAACUUACUGCUACGCAAGACCUGGUCGACAAUAUUGCCAAAUGCUCCUCAGCACUUACAAAUAUGAAAGAGAGAAUCAAUCCGGAAACGACGCAGAAACAGAUGAGGAAAUGGGGCCUUCGAGCCUUAAAAUGGCCACUGGCACGGUCGGAGGUAGAUUUUGCUAUCAUGGAGCUUGAGUCGUACAAAACAACAUUUGCUUUGUCCUUGCAGGUUGAUCAAACGAGAUCUACCAAUUUGAUCCAUAAAAAGAUAGACCUCAGCAGACUACAGACCGCAAAACAAGCAUCAUUCGACUCCUACGACAAUCAACACAGUGAAUGUCUCCCGGGGACCCGGAUUGACCUACUUCGAGAAAUCGAAGAGUGGGUAAAAUCGCCACACGGAAAAUGCAUAUUUUGGUUGAACGGCAUGGCAGGGACAGGGAAAUCAACAAUCUCCCAAACAGUUGCAAGUCGUCUUCAGAAGCAGCAGCUUCUCGGGGCCAGCUUCUUCUUUCGGAGAGGCGAAGAGGACAGAGGGACAGCAAAAAAGCUUUUCCCAACAUUAACCGAGCAAAUAGUCAACAAAAUACCUCAAAUGCUGCCUGGAGUUCAAAAGGCAAUUGACGAUGACCCUAAUAUUUCGGAAAAGGUGUUGAGAGAACAAUUUGAAAAGCUUCUACUGGAUCCACUGUUUGGAAUUGAGCAGCAAGAAGAGACCAUAAGAAGAGUGAUCGUGAUCGAUGCUCUAGAUGAAUGCGAUUUAGAAGAGGAUAUAGGGAGUCUCCUCUGGCUCUUGCCACAAGUUCGAAAGUCAACUUCUGUGCAACUACGGUUUUUAUUGACAAGCAGACCUGAGUUGCCGUUUAGGCUGGGCUUCGAAGGGAUCACCGAUGCCCACCAGGAUUUGGUCCUCCAUGAGAUCGAAAAGCCAGUGAUAGAGCAUGACAUAUCCUUAUAUUUUGAGGAUCAGUUCCUACGCUUAAAACAGAGGCGCUCAUUUCCACCAGACUGGCCCGGAGCCGCAGCUACUAAGAUAUUGGUUGAUAGGACCGUCCCUUUGUUCAUCGCAGCUGCUACCAUAUGUCGUUUUAUCAGUGAUAUAAAAUGGAACCCUCAAAAGAGACUUGAUGCGAUAUUGACAGACCAAUCAACCUAUGUGUCUAAGAUGGACAGCACCUAUGUUCCCGUGCUAAAGCAACUUCUCACUGGCCAGAAUGAAACAGAGUCACGGAAAUUACUCGAAGAGUUCAAGGAGAUAGUCGGGGUGAUCAUUAUUCUUGCCACUCCGCUUUCGAUUAACUCCCUUGGCCGCCUAAUAGACAGAGAGUCAGAUGAUAUCAAAUGUCGAUUAGACCAGCUCCACUCGGUGCUCAGUGUACCAAACAAUUUCGACACACCAGUCAGGAUCCUCCAUCUGUCAUUCCGAGAUUUUCUCUUGGAUCACCGCGAAGACGAAAGCAAAUUCUGGAUCAAUGGAAAGUACGCAAACCAUCGUCUUGCAGAACGAUGCCUUCAGAUCAUGCAGGACAGCCUAGAGAAAAACAUCUGCAAACUGCCAAGCGAAGGCAUACAAUGGAAUGAAAUUAGCAAUGAUUCGAUCCAGCAUUAUAUACCUCCCGAACUGAAAUAUGCCUGUCGAUACUGGGCGCAUCAUCUUGUACAAUGCACGGACUUGCCUAGCAUGAUACACAAUGUUUAUCAAUUUCUCCAGGUGCACUUUUUGCACUGGGUGGAAGCAAUGAGCCUACUGCGCCUUACGUCAGCAGUAUUAGGUAUUCUUGAUCUGCUCCAAACGGCCAUAUCGGGUAACGACUCUUCUCUGAUUUCUGAUUUCGUUCACGAUGCAAAGCGCUUUAUUCUGAAAAAUCGCCAGAUAGUUGAUCAGGCCCCCCUUCAAGUUUAUUGCGCAGGACUUGUAUUUGCACCCCGAACGGGGAUAAUACGUAGAAAGUUCAAACGGUUGCUUCCCACUUGGAUAUGUCAGUUACCACAAGUUGAGGAAGAAUGGAGCGCGCUCACCCAGACCCUCGAAGGCCAUUUAAAUGCGGUUAUAUCAGUAGCCUUCUCGCCCGACGGCCGCCUACUAGCGUCCGGCUCUGGGGAUAAGACAGUACGGCUCUGGGACCCAGCGACGGGCGCGCUUACCCAGACCCUCGAAGGCCAUUCAGAUACGGUUAAUUCAGUGGCCUUCUCGCCCGACGGCUCGUCCGGCUCUAGGGAUAAGACAGUGCGGCUCUGGGACCCAGCGACGGGCGCGCUUACCCAGACCCUCGAAGGCCAUUCAGAUGCGGUUCAUUCAGUGGCCUUCUCGCCCGACGGCCGCCUGCUAGCGUCCGGCUCUUGGGAUAAGACAGUGCGGCUCUGGGACCCAGCGACGGGCGCGCUUACCCAGACCCUCGAGGGCCAUUCAAAUGCGGUUGAAUCAGUAGCCUUCUCGCCCGACGGCCGCCUGCUAGCGUCCGGCUCUUGGGAUAAGACAGUACGGCUCUGGGACCCAGCGACGGGCGCGCUUACCCAGACCCUCGAAGGCCAUUCAAAUGCGGUUGAAUCAGUAGCCUUCUCGCCCGACGGCCGCCUGCUAGCGUCCGGCUCUUGGGAUAAGACAGUGCGGCUCUGGGACCCAGCGACGGGCGCGCUUACCCAGACCCUCGAAGGCCAUUCAAAUGCGGUUCAUUCAGUGGCCUUCUCGCCCGACGGCCGCCUGCUAGCGUCCGGCUCUUGGGAUAAGACAGUACGGCUCUGGGACCCAGCGACGGGCGCGCUUACCCAGACCCUCGAAGGCCAUUUAAAUGCGGUUGAAUCAGUAGCCUUCUCGCCCGACGGCCGCCUACUAGCGUCCGGCUCUUGGGAUAAGACAGUGCGGCUCUGGGACCCAGCGACGGGCGCGCUUACCCAGACCCUCGAAGGCCAUUCAGAUUGGGUUGAAUCAGUGGCCUUCUCGCCCGACGGCCGCCUGCUAGCGUCCGGCUCUUGGGAUAAGACAGUACGGCUCUGGGACCCAGCGACGGGCGCGCUCACCCAGACCCUCGAAGGCCAUUCAAAUGCGGUUGAAUCAGUAGCCUUCUCGCCCGACGGCCGCCUAAAAUCAGUGGCCUUCUCGCCCGACGGCCGCCUGCUAGCGUCCGGCUCUUGGGAUAAGACAGUACGGCUCUGGGACCCAGCGACGGGCGCGCUCACCCAGACCCUCGAAGGCCAUUCAGAUACGGUUAAUUCAGUGGCCUUCUCGCCCGACGGCCGCCUACUAGCGUCCGGCUCUAGGGAUAAGACAGUGCGGCUCUGGGACCCAGCGACGGGCGCGCUCACCCAGACCCUCGAAGGCCAUUCAGAGGCGGUUGAUUCAGUGGCCUUCUCGCCCGACGGCCGCCUACUAGCGUCCGGCUCUGGGGAUAAGAUAGUACGGCUCUGGGACCCAGCGACGGGCGCGCUUACCCAGACCCUCGAGGGCCAUUCAGAUGCGGUUGAUUCAGUGGCCUUCUCCUCUACGCCCCAUCAAUCUCACGCGGCUCUAAGCAUCUCUAUUGAGCACCAGUGGAUAGCAUUGAAUGGCAAAAGGGUUCUGUGGCUUCCUAUCGAGUCUCGACCUAGCACUUUCAAGAUAAACGGCAAUGUACUUGCCCUAGGACAUGCAUCAGGGCGGGUUUCCUUUAUUGGAUUUUGUAUGUAA
Molecule: messenger RNA, 3843 nt
Organism: Penicillium crustosum
Lineage: Eukaryota; Fungi; Ascomycota; Eurotiomycetes; Eurotiales; Aspergillaceae
Exons: 4
Coding region: 1-3843 (1280 amino acids)
Molecular function (GO): protein binding
Source: RefSeq, a predicted model, not a curated record